AUGAGUUCUCCAGCCCAAGGAACACCGGCAGUCCCGGUUAAUGAGAAAAAGAAAGGAUUAAGUCGAGUUUUGGGGAGGAUGAAGACGGUUUUAAAAAGAAGUGAUGGAUCAAAGAGAUUAUCUUUUACUUCCAAACCUUCAACUACAGCAGGGCCAAGUGCUUCCAAGACUACGGCACCAACACCAGUGCCAACACCAAAACCAACACCAACACCAACACCAACACCAGCGCCAAAAGCACAACCAUUAAAGGAUACACCCGCUCCCGCCGUCGAAACCAAACAUGUCACCCCUACUCUUCGCCCUAGUUCACCUCAACCUAUCAAAGUAUCCCGAGCCGAAAUCAAUGCCGAACGAGCGAGAAAAUUAGGUGAACGAUUUCAAUUAAAUAUUGAACCUCAUGAAUGGCAAACACUUGCUGGAGAGAAAGAUGCGUGGAGAAUCGAAAAACCCAUCCGCAUGAGAAUUCAUCGUACUUGUCAUAAAUGUAAUACGACAUAUGGUGCCAAUAAAAUUUGUGCAAAUUGUCAACAUCCAAGAUGUACAAAGUGUCCUAGGUAUCCUUUGAAGAAGAAGGAAAAGGAAAAGGAAAAGGGGAAGACGACAGUAGCGCCUAUUGGACCAAUUCCAGUUGAUAUGGAAAAAGAAUGGAUACCAACUGAUAAAUUGAUUUUGACAUUACCGAGUCAAAAAAUUGGUGGUCAACCUCUGGUUAGAAAGAAGCCUAUGCAAAGGAUUAGAAGAACAUGUCAUGAAUGUUCUUCACUUUUCAAAGCUGGAAGUAAAAUUUGCGAAUCUUGUUCUCAUAUUCGUUGUGCUGAUUGUCCUCGAAAUCCAUCCAAGAACAAUAAAUACCCAGAUGGUUAUCCAGGUGAUCAACCUUCUUCCAUGGUCAAAAAAUUCGCAUGUCAUAAAUGUGAUAAAACUUUUCCGAUUCUGGAAUCUGUAUCCUCCUCGGAUCAGGUGCUGUCUACGAAUCAGCUAUUGUCGACGAAUCAAGAGUGUCCUCGUUGUAAACAUGUUCGUUGUGAUUUGUGUAAGAUAGCUGUUCCGAGGAAAGUUAUCCCAGAACCGGAUCCGGAGGUGUUGAGGAGGGUUGAGGAGAAAUUGAGGGCGUUUUCUAUUAGGGCGCCGGUGGUUGCUGAUGUGGUUGUUUGA
Molecule: messenger RNA, 1158 nt
Organism: Sclerotinia sclerotiorum 1980 UF-70
Lineage: Eukaryota; Fungi; Ascomycota; Leotiomycetes; Helotiales; Sclerotiniaceae
Exons: 3
Coding region: 1-1158 (385 amino acids)
Source: RefSeq, a predicted model, not a curated record